AAUGAAAGUGACGUUUAUUGCCAUAACCGAAGUAAAUAGUUUCAGUUUUUGUUAAAAAUAAAACAUUGGUAGUUAUUGAUUUUUUUAAAUUUCAUAUUUUCGUGUUUCUACGAUGUUUUGCUGCUUAAAAAAUUGCGUCAAUGGCUUUUCUCUAACGCCAACUGUUCCUAUACGUGUGAAGAGUAAUCCAGUGCAGUUAGAUUCUUUACAUAUGGGACAUGAAAUAGUCAUAGUGAAAGGAGGCCAGCGUGUUUGUGGGUCCGGCUGUGCACUUGGCAAUGCACCACUUGUUCAGAACAAAGCCUAUUUUGAAGUAAAAUUGCAGCAGGGUGGUGUGUGGGCAGUGGGACUUGCGACCAGGGAAGCAGACCUCAAUAGAGUACAUGGUGGUGUAGAUAAAGAGUCUUGGUGUUUGAACAGUGACGGUACGGUUAGGCAUGAUAAUGUUGAACUAUACCAUCUGAAACCAGCAAGUCAGGAGUCACCUACAGAGAUCCUUGUCACAACUGGGUCGCCCAAUCACACAGAGGAUAAAGUUAACGACAAAAUGGACAGUGAAAAAGCUAAUGAUAAGACAACAGCUAUGCCCGGAGAGGGUGACGUAAUUGGGGUAGCAUAUGAUCAUGUGGAGAUGAACUUUUUCCUUAAUGGAAAGAAUAUGGAAAUUCCAGUCAGACAAAUCAAGGGAACAGUGUACCCCGCUCUUUAUGUUGAUGACGGUGCAAUUCUGGACAUUAUCCUUGACAACUUCAGAUACCCACCACCGACGGGAUAUGAAAAGAUCAUGGUGGAGCAGUCACUCCUAUAACUGGCUGUAUUUUAAGCUCGUGUGGACAUUAUAUUCUUGCUAAUGUGUGCUAUGACUAAGACUGUGAACUGAUCUACUAUGCCAUAAAUCUUACAAAUCAAUGAUUGGACAUCAAUUUCAAUCAUCAUUGAGUUCAUUCUAUCAAAAUUAUUUAACUUUGUCUUUGGCAUUCAAAAUGUGGUUAGGACGCACUGAAUAUUUUUAUUUUAAGAUACAAUUAGUAGUUCGCUAAAUUGUGUUUAAUUUCGAGUGAUGACAAUUAAUUUUAUGAGCCUGUUGUAUUAAGUAUUUAUUAUUUAAUUGUUUUAAAAUAUUUAAUCGUGUUAGACCUUAAGUAUUCGUGUACCAGAUAUAUUAAUUCCAUUACAUUAAUAAAUUCAUUCUGAUAUAACUAAAAUAUUUUAAAUUUAAUGAAAAUUCUUGUUAGAAUGAUUGUUUGUGACUGUUUGUAUGGAUUUUUAAGGGGCUAAACAAAUCUUUGAAUGUAGUAAAGGUGCAUUGUAUUCAAUUUUGAGUGAGAAAUUGUAACUCAUGAUCGGAUAACGGAUGUUCUGAAUGAUUUUAAUAUAGAUUUCAAUCUAUUUCUGCCUAUUUAUACUAAGAUACUAAACUUGAGAUCUUUUGAUGGUGACUAAGUAUGUUUUUUUAUUUAAGGAGACCAGUAACCGUGUUUUUCAUAUCCUUAGAUUAAAAAUAUAUAGCACUAAAUGUGUUAAAUAUAUUCAUAAAGUAAAUUUCAAAUAAAACUUUCAAUCUAUUGUGUUGCGAGUAUAGGACUAGGAUGAAAUAAAUAAAAAUAUCACAAAAUGUGCUAAAUCACUUAUUACAGACUAUAUAAUAAUUUAUUAAAUUAACUAUCAACCAAUAAUUAUCUCUUAAAUAAUAUAACAUUUUUAAAAUAUUAUGCAAUAUCUUAAUUUUUUAAUUUUUUUUUUUUUUUUUAAUGGGAAUUAUAAAGUUAUGAACAUUUUAUCUAAUAAUAACUAUUAAAAGACCCAAUUAUAUAUAUAUUUUUUUUAUAAAUGAGAUCUCAAGGUAUGACGUGUACCAAAUUAUGUAAAAAUAGUUAUCAUAUGUAUUUAAUGUUUUCUUCGGCUGUAUAUUAUACUGUAUAAAGACAUAUUGAUGUAUUUAUUUUUGAAUAAAUAAAAUGUACUUAAA
Messenger RNA from Danaus plexippus (monarch butterfly), 1969 nucleotides. Its product is annotated as SPRY domain-containing protein 7. The transcript has 4 exons. NCBI's taxonomy places the organism in Eukaryota, Metazoa, Arthropoda, Insecta, Lepidoptera, Nymphalidae. Gene Ontology annotation, molecular function: protein binding. The record is from RefSeq and is a predicted model, not a curated record. Bases 113 to 808 code for a protein of 231 amino acids.